Messenger RNA from Diaporthe citri, 1149 nucleotides. RefSeq lists its product as uncharacterized. The record is from RefSeq and is a predicted model, not a curated record. The transcript has 5 exons. NCBI's taxonomy places the organism in Eukaryota, Fungi, Ascomycota, Sordariomycetes, Diaporthales, Diaporthaceae. Bases 1 to 1149 code for a protein of 382 amino acids.
AUGUCUUCCUACAGUGACGUCCUGUCAACCGGCAUCACCAGAUAUGGCAUCAUCGCGGUCGUUGUCACCACUGUCCUAUCUGUCCUCGCGGCGAUACUGGCCGUGAUGCGGUUUAUGCUCCGAAGGAAAGUGGGUUUUGGAACUGAUGACUAUCUGCUCAUGGUCGUCCUUCUGUUCUUGAUGAUCCAGCUCAUCAUACAGUACCUAAUGGCUUUCCUGGCAGCUGAAGGUGCCAGUAUGGAGUAUCUAGCUCAGCACCCGGAGAAAAUGAUCAUCACGCUGAAGCUUAUCUACUUUCCGGUACUCAGCUACACUCUGGUCGUGGUUUUCAUCAAGACCUCUAUUCUUUACUCGUAUAAGAAUAUUUUCGGUCAUGUCAAGAUGACAAAAUAUCACAUUUACAUCCUUUUGGGCCUCACAUGGGCUUGGGGACUUGGAUCAUUCUUGCCAGCUCUGUUUCAGUGUAGCCCCAUCGACAAAGCUUGGCUACCAAUGAAACCAGGACACUGCAUUGGGAUCAUGCCUUACCUCUGGGCCACCUCUAUCUCGAACUUCAUCAUAGAUUGGUUGAUUCUCAUCGUGCCGAUUGCCCCGGUGCUCAAGCUUCACCUUCCUCCCACUCAGAAGUUACUGGUUGGGUUGUCAUUCAUGUGCGGAUCAAUUGCAUGUAUUGCAAGCACAGUCCGUUCAGCACGAACGGGAGAGUUUGACCCAGCAAAUCUCGGCGUGUCGAACUUCAAUGCCUCCAUUUGGGUGUACAUCGAAAUCCCACUUGCUACGAUUUCGUGCUGUCUCCCAUUCCUUAGCCGUCCAUUGGGCACCAAGAUCGCAAGGAGCCUUCGAACAUUCAGGACCCGGAUAACUGGGCGCUCAUCCAAAGACUCAUCACCGGCAAACAGCAAGGGCAAGAGUUCUGGAUAUGGCUCGUACGAUUCAUCUCCCGAAACAAUGAACAGCCAAAGCUACCCGAUCCAGGGCCUGUCUCACGAUGGGCGGAACAUCCACUUGUCGACCACCACUACAGUGGCCAGUCGACCGGUGCCAAAUCCCUAUGGGACUGAGACGGCCUCUUAUGGAUACACGGUGGAGGUGCCGGCGAAAGGCAGGGAUAAAAGCGACUCUGAGAGAUCAUUGGUACAGCGCAUGUGA